CUCCCCCAGGCUGGGGGGCAUAGGGAUGGAACCCAGCCAGGUGGGAGCCUGGGCCCUGCCCAGCCUCAAAGCUUCGAGCUCAGGAAAUCCGGAGGCAGGGGAGGGGGACAUCGUUGCCACAUUCCCCAGCCCUUUAAGACCCCCAAGGCAGGAAGGCUGCCCGGGCCUCACCAGCUUCCCUCACAGGCUCCUUCCUGGGAGGAAGGGGCUGCCUGUGCCCUCGAAGGCGCAAGGGAGGGUAGGAGGGAGGCUCGGAAGGUGUUGCAAUCCCCAGCCCCCGGGCCUGUCAGAGGCCGAGCCAUUAACGACAGAGCUCGGGGAGAGAAGCUGGACUGCAGCUGGUUUCAGGAACUUCUUCUGACGAGGAGAAGAGAGACCAAGGAGAUCAAGCAGGGUCCGGGCCAGAGGCUCCAACAUGGGGAAACUGAGGCUCGGCUCGGAAAGGUGAAGUAACUUGUCCAAGGUCACAAAGCAGCAGGAUCUUCUCAAAAUAAACCACCAGCAUGCAAUUCCUCAUCUCAGGUUCUGCUCUCUGAAGGGAGCCCGGCUUAGAUAGCUGGGAAGGGUGAAGAAUGCUGUUCCUCACUGUUCCUUUCCCUGCUCUUUCCUGGAAGUCCCAUGAAGUAUAGGCUGCUGUUACUUCCAUUUUGCAAAGGAACUAAGGCUCAGAGAAGUCAAGCAACCUAGUCAAAGCUGCACAGUGACAGACAAGGAUUAAGAUCAGCUCUGACUCCAAAGCCCAUGGUCUUAAACAAACCUCCUGCCUCCAGGUGAACAUCAAGUUGGCACUAUGGCAAGGCUGAGAACCUGCAGCCUGACUUGGGCUGCUCUGAUCAUCCUGCUGCUCCCUAGAAGUCUGGAGGAGUGCGGACACAUCAGUGUCUCAGCCCCCAUCGUCCACCUGGGGGAUCCCAUCACGGCCUCCUGCAUCAUCAAGCAGAACUGCAGCCAUCUGGACCUGGAGCCACAGAUUCUGUGGAGACUGGGAGCAGAGCUUCAGCCUGGGGGCAGGCAGCAGCGUCUGUCUGAUGGGAGCCAGCAAUCUACCAUCACCCUGCCCCACCUCAACCACACUCGGGCCUUUCUCUCCUGCUGCCUGAACUGGGGCAACAGCCUGCAGAUCCUGGACCAGGUUGAGCUGCGCGCAGGCUACCCUCCAGCUGUACCCCGCAACCUCUCCUGCCUCAUGAACCUCACAACCAGCAGCCUCAUCUGCCAGUGGGAGCCAGGACCUGAGACCCACCUACCCACCAGCUUCACUCUGAAGAGCUUCAAGAGCCGGGGCAACUGUCAGACCCAAGGGGAUUCCAUCAUGGACUGCGUGCCCGAAGACGGGCAGAGCCACUGCUCCAUCCCACGCAGACACCUGCUGUUGUACCAGAAUAUGGGCAUCUGGGUGCAGGCGGAGAAUGCGCUGGGGACCAGCAUGUCCCCACAACUGUGCCUUGAGCCCAUGGACGUCGUGAAACUGGAGCCCCCCAUGCUGCGGACCAUGGACCCCAGCCCUGAAGCGGCCCCUCCCCAGGCAGGCUGCCUACAGUUGUGCUGGGAGCCAUGGCAGCCAGCCCUGCACAUAAAUCAGAAGUGUGAGCUGCGCCAUAAGCCACAGAGUGGAGAAGCCAGCUGGGCACUGGUGGGCCCCCUGCCAUUGGAGGCCCUUCGGUAUGAGCUCUGUGGGCUCCUCCCAGCCACGGCCUACACCCUGCAGAUACGCUGCAUCCGCUGGCCUCUGCCUGGCCACUGGAGCAACUGGAGUCCCAGCCUGGAGCUGAGAACUACUGAACGGGCCCCCGCUGUCAGACUGAACACAUGGUGGCGGCAGAGGCAGCUGGACCCCAGGACAGUGCAGCUGUUCUGGAAGCCAGUGCCCCUGGAGGAAGACAGCGGACAGAUCCAAGGUUAUGUGGUUUCUUGGAGACCCUCAGGCCAGGCUGGGGCCAUCCUGCCCCUCUGCAACACCACAGAGCUCAGCUGCACCUUCCCCCUGCCUUCAGAAGCCCAGGAGGUGGCCCUUGUGGCCUAUAACUCAGCCGGGACCUCCUGUCCCACCCCGGUGGUCUUCUCAGAGAGCAGAGGCCCAGCCCUGACCAGACUCCAUGCCAUGGCCCGAGACCCUCACAGCCUCUGGGUGGGCUGGGAGCCCCCCAGUCCAUGGCCUCGGGGCUAUGUGAUUGAGUGGGGCCUGAGCUCCCCCAGCACGAGCAAUAGCAACAAGACCUGGAGGAUGGAACAGAACGGGAGCGCCACGGGGUUUCUGCUGCAGGAGAACAUCAGGCCCUUUCAGCUCUAUGAGAUCACUGUGACUCCCUUGUACCAGGACGCCAUGGGACCCUCCCAGCAUGUCUAUGCCUACUCCCAAGAAAUGGCCCCCCGCCAUGCCCCAGAGCUGCAUCUAAAGCACAUUGGCAAGACCUGGGCACAGCUGGAGUGGGUGCCUGAGCCCCCUGAGCUGGGGAAGAGCCCCCUUACCCACUACACCAUCUUCUGGACCAAUGCUCAAAACCAGUCGUUCUCCACCAUCCUGAAUGCCUCUUCCCGUGGCUUUGUCCUCCACGGCCUGGAGCCCGCCAGUCUGUAUCACAUUCACCUCAUGGCUGCCAGCCAGGCCGGGGCCACCAACAGUACAGUCCUCACCCUGAUGACCUUGAUCCCAGAGGGAUCCGAGCUACACAUCCUCCUGGGCCUGUUCGGCCUCCUGCUCUUGCUCUCCUGCCUCUGUGGAACUGCCUGGCUCUGCUGCAGCCCCAGCAGGAAGAAUCCCCUCUGGCCAAGUGUCCCAGACCCAGCUCACAGCAGCCUGGGCUCCUGGGUGCCCACUAUCAUGGAAGAGGAGGCCUUCCAGCUGCCAGGCCUGGGCAUGCCACCCAUCACCAAGCUCACAGUGCUGGAGGAGGACGAGAAGAAGCCACUGCCCUGGGAGUCCCAUGACAGCUCAGAGACCUGUGGCCUCCCCACUCUGGUCCAGACCUAUGUGCUCCAGGGGGACCUAAGAGCAGCUUCCGCCCAGCCCCAAUCCCAGUCCGGCACCAGCAAUCAGGUCCUCUACGGGCAGCUGCUGGGCAGCCCCACAAGCCCAGGGCCAGGGCACUAUCUCCGCUGCGACUCCACUCAGCCCCUCUUGGCGGGCCUCACCCCCAGCCCCAAGUCCUAUGAGAACCUCUGGUUCCAGGCCAGCCCCCUGGGGACCCUGGUAACCCCAGCCCCAAGCCAGGAGGACGACUGUGUCUUUGGGCCACUGCUCGACUUCCCCCUCCUGCAGGGGAUCCGGGUCCAUGGGGUGGAGGGGCUGGAAAGCUUCUAGGGCUUCCUGGGGUUCCCUUCUUGGGCCUGCCUCUUAAAUGCCUGAGCUAGCUGGAGGAGAGGGGAGGGUCCAGAAGCCCAUGACUAAAAACUACCCCAGCCCAGGUUCUCCCCAUCUCCAGCCACCAGCAUCCCCUCUCCCGCCAGUCUCCAUAGGCUGGGCCUCCCAGGCAAUCUUCAUACUUUAAGGACCAGAUCAUGCUCCAUCCGGCCCCACCCAAUGGCCUUUUGUACUUGUUUCCUAUAACUUCAGUACUGUAAACUAGCUUUUGGUUUGGAGUUUUUGUUAUUGUUUUUGGACACUCUUGGGUGUA
Cercocebus atys (sooty mangabey) is the source of this 3614-nucleotide messenger RNA. It is a transcript of the gene CSF3R, whose product is annotated as colony stimulating factor 3 receptor (granulocyte). Gene Ontology annotation, biological process: cytokine-mediated signaling pathway; immunoglobulin mediated immune response. Lineage: Eukaryota; Metazoa; Chordata; Mammalia; Primates; Cercopithecidae. Gene Ontology annotation, molecular function: protein binding; cytokine receptor activity. The transcript has 18 exons. The coding region runs from base 791 to 3301 and encodes 836 amino acids. Gene Ontology annotation, cellular component: membrane; external side of plasma membrane. The record is from RefSeq and is a predicted model, not a curated record.